Messenger RNA from Mercenaria mercenaria, 36373 nucleotides. RefSeq lists its product as uncharacterized. The record is from RefSeq and is a predicted model, not a curated record. Gene Ontology annotation, biological process: cell communication. Gene Ontology annotation, cellular component: membrane. The transcript is spliced from 102 exons. Bases 1 to 36156 code for a protein of 12051 amino acids. NCBI's taxonomy places the organism in Eukaryota, Metazoa, Mollusca, Bivalvia, Venerida, Veneridae.
AUGUAUGAAGAUCAUGAUGGUUCUAGAUCAGGUGGAAGUGGUGGUGGUCAUGGCGGCAGUGGUGGGCGAGGUUCCGGCCUUACAUCAGUGGGUACAGGGUAUGACUCCAUGUACGAGCCCCACAUUGCAGGCUCAGCUGGUGGACAUGGUUACCAUUUUGGUGAACUGUACUUUGGAGACAAUGCCUAUGGUAAUACAGUGGUACGGAAAGGUUUAGGAGGGGCUGGAGGAGGUAUCCUUGAGGUACACAGUCGCCAUGUAGACAUUGAUGGUCUGGUUGCUGCUAAUGGCAUGAACCCGGAUUCUAGAUCUGAUCGGGGUGCUGGUGGUGGUGCUGGUGGUGCAAUCUGGAUUGUAUGUGAAGAAGUUGUUGGACAUGGCACAAUUACAGCAUAUGGUGGUAAUGGAGGUGGGGUCAAAGGUCAAGCUGGUGGUGGUGGUGCUGGAGGCAGAAUCUCGGUACAGUGUGAUAACAUCCACAAGUUUAAUAUCACCAUGAAGGCUUAUGGAGGUGUGAGUAACAGUGAAACUGGUGGAGCAGGCACAGCUUAUCUUGAAGCCAGGUAUGAAAAUGGUACACUAUACAAACAGAAACUGUUAGUUGACAAUAACGGCCAUGACUACCCUCAUGCAGCUGACUACAAUGCAGGAUUCUUGAUAAAUCUUCUGAACGGAGAGUAUAAUGAUAUCAGCAACACUGGCGGUGUAACAUGGCUCUAUCAUGACAGACUGGCAUACAGCUUCAAAGAAUUAGAUGUACGAGGAAAUGCCCAUGUUGCCAUUUUGAGCGACACAGACAACGAGGUCAUCGAUUUACGUGUUGGUUUCCUUUGGGGUGACAGAUCUGGUGUACUGCAUGCAGGCAGGAAUCAGACGUUUGGACUUAGUGACGUAGACGUUUAUCUGCCAACUAACUUAGCUGCAUACAGGUAUAGUAGAAUUGAAGUGCCAUCAAAAGUGACAUUACGUGAAGUGUGGGCUGAAAUCAAUGGUACCAUUGAAGGCAUGAACGUAAUAGCUGUUGAAAAUGAGGGAGAACUCUAUAUCUGGUCAUACGCAAACUCAGAUGGCUACAAAGAGGGACAGCUUGUAGCGACCAAUAUUUCCAUCCGUGCUGGUGGGAAGUUUGAGCCUCUGACUGCAGUGGAGCAAAUGAAUCUGAUAGUAACGAGGCUGGUCAUUAACGGGAAUGGUUACGUCAGAACUAAUAACCUGAAACUGAAUGCUACCAAUGUUACUGUAGAUCUCUCAGGAGAUUUCCAUGCAGACUACACAGGAUUCCCAGGCAGUGAGGGUCCUGGUGGGGGAAGAAAUGCCAACAGUCAUGAAGGUGGAGGUACAGGUGGAGGUCACGGAGGUCGAGGUGGUAGAUGUAAAUCAGGAUAUUACUCAGCCUAUGCUUAUGAUUCCAUCUAUUUCCCCACCGAGAUGGGCAGUGGAGGUGGCAAUUCUCCUAGUGGAAAUGGUGGCAGGGGUGGAGGCAUUAUACACAUGUAUAUAAAAGAUGAACUGAGAGUUGAAGGUCGUUUACAUAGCAACGGUGAACGUGGCGGGGAUAGUAAGGCUGGUGGAGGGGCUGGGGGAUCUUUGUAUAUAUCAGCCAAUCAUCUUGAUGGAACUGGAUCUAUUGAAGUCACUGGAGGAGCAGGUGGUACUGCUGGUGGUGGAGGAGGUGGUGGAAGAAUAGCGAUAUAUCAUACAGAUCAGAACCAUUUCACUGGCAAAUACCUUGUACAUGGUGGGUGGGGUGUAGAGCAGUAUGGUGGCCCAGGAACUGUUUAUCUGGAAUCUCACUUUGUCAAACCAGUCGACAGACGUUUGAUCGCAGACAAUGGGGGUCACUCAACAAGCAACAGGAUUUACGAAGUCGAACGUCUUGAUCUUGGGGGAAAUUACUACUCAACUCAUAAUUUACCAGAAAUGACUUUCCACAGUCACAGUGGUGUUAACACAACAACGGAUUCACGUCCUUACUCACGGACUUAUCCAGUUAGCUAUCUCUUCAGUCAUGGCAAAGCAAAUGUCAACACAUUCUACUUGUCUAAUGCAAAACAGGCAACUCUGACCAUUGAUCUGCCAUAUAAAACAUAUGUGGAGUACUUGAGAAUAUUUCCAUAUUGCCAGAGUUAUAUAACCUCAUAUGCUGUAGGAAGUUCAUUAGAAGGCGGGUCGGUAACAAGUCAUACGAACGGAUAUAUUAACACAGAUUAUUGUCAGACACAGAAAGAAAUUGACCAGUAUGGCACUGUGGAAAUCAGGGAUAAUGUUGACAAGAUCAUCAUACACCUAAGAGCAAGAGGGAACUAUGUGGCCCUGAGUGAGAUAGAAGUAUAUGUGAGGGAAGAUCCUGCCUCAAAAACUCAGACACCAUAUAGUAACGGCAAUGGUGCAGGCUACAUUCUACCAGAGAAAACAUCUUCUACCUUUACAUUUGAUAAGAUGGAAAUUCUUGGAGGGGCCUCUCUCAAUCUAGAUGGUACAAACAUGAAACUAACAGCACAUGAGGUAGCUGGAGAUGACACAGGCAGGCUUACUCUGAGACAGACCCAGAUAUACAAUAACACACAGGCCAGGGUAUUGCAAACAUUUGGUGUCCUCACUCAGAGAGAAUCAAGCCUGAACUUACCUCUGGAACUGGACUGUCGAGGAGUUGAUCUGUAUGUAAAAGGAUAUUUCCACUCCAUGGAGAAUUUCACAGUGAAUGCCAGAUGUAACCUGACAAUAGACCACCAUAAAAUAACUGAGAACUUUAUAGACAACCUGGACAUCAAGACGUUUGGGUCUGUGACAGUUUUCACUGAAGAAGAGGCUUUAACUACCCUUGUAGGAACCUCACUGACUGUGCGCAGUGGUGCUAGGUUAUCCUCCAAUGAUCUGAAGCUAGACUAUUUCAAUGUGACCAUAGAACCAUAUGGUUUACUGACUGUCACUGAAGGAUGUAUAGGUGCAGGUCAUGGCCACCUUGAUGGAAGUUCUGGAGGAGGUUAUGGUGGGAAUGGAGGUCAAGGUGAAGGUCAACCUGUUGCAGGUGGUGCUCAUGCUUCAUUCUUGUAUCCCACCAAGUUUGGUAAAAAUGGUGGACAUUCUAAGUUUCCCCAUCUGGGUGGUACAGGCGGAGGUCGAAUGUAUCUGAAAGUGAAUCACACAUUGACUGUAGAUGGAUUUUUGACCGCACAAGGAGGUAACUGGAGAUCUGUUGCAGCUGGUGGGGGCAGUGGUGGCACCAUUCAUAUUGAGACCUACACCAUUGAUGGUAGUGGGGAAGUUGAUGCCUCUGGUGGAGCAGGUUAUGGUGGAAGCUGGUCCAAGCAUGGUGGUGGAGGAGGAGGUGGCCGAGUUACUUUGUACUACAUGUAUAACUUCUUUGUUGGUGACUUUAUCAAUCAUGGCGGUCCUGGUGGAUCCAGAGCUGAACCAGGUGGCCCUGGCACAGUCUACCUACACAGAUUGCCCGAACUUGUGAAUGGAACAGUACCAUCUGACUUCAUUGACAACAGAACCCUUUACCUGAACAACAAAGGAUACCAGCCUAGAGUCCCUGACCGGAAUCUUACUGAUACAUACUCAAAUUACACAACAGCUAGUGGCGUGGUCUGGAUAUGGCCAGGCUCAUACCCACCUUCUGUCACUGUUGCUACAGAGCUGAAUGAUACAGAGGAAGAUAUUGUUCUGGAUUAUCUCAAGGUAUAUGAGAUGGUUCAGCUAGCAAUGGUUAGACCUCGUCAUACAGAACAGAUCAACCUGAUUGUAGGGUUCACUGAGGGAGAUAGAUCUGGACAUGUUCAUAUUGGCUACAAUCAGACUCUCUUUAUUGGUACUGGAGCACUGCCCAUGGAUGUAUCACUAUACCACGGUAGCCUGACAACCCUACAAGGUGAACUGAGAGUAGCUGGUGUUACAGUGGUUGUUGAGGGCAUCAUAGGCAAUGUAGAAAACAUGACCAUUGUUGAUGGAGGAACUCUGAGGAUAAACUACAUGAUGGAUUUGAAGUACCAGCGUAUAGAUGACAUCACAUUUACAGCAUUCAGUAUCAGGAAUCGUGGUUCACUGUUUAUGAACAAUGAUGUUUUCCAACAUAAUAUGACCGGGAAAAGUUUGCAGAUUUUCCCAGGUGGAAAGUUAGAAGCUAAGAACCUGUAUAUGAAUGUAGAAACUCUAACUGUUGAUGUUAUGGCAACUUUAACAGCUGAUGGACAAGGAAAUUGCAACAUGAAGGGAUAUGGUGCUGGAUAUACAGUAUCUGGGUAUGGAACAGGGGCCAGUCACGGUGGGGAGGCUGGAGCAGAGGAUUACAAGCAUAACUCGCCAUCAUGUUACGGCAAUUUUAUCAAACCAGACAAGUUUGGCAGUGCUGGUGGAGACGGAUCAUCAAACAAAGGUGGGUGUGGAGGAGGUAUCCUCAUACUGAAUGCCAACAAAUUGUUGAAAGUUGAUGGUACAGUAAGCGCUAAUGGACAUCCUGGAUCAUCCGGGGGAGGUGGAGGGUCAGGCGGAAGUAUCUACAUGACCACAGGAGAAUUGGAUGGUUCUGGUACUAUUGAGGUGAAAGGAGGAUCAGGAAGAAAUGGUGGUGCUGGAGGGAGGCUGGGUAUUGCCUAUGAUUACAUCAACUUUGCUGGGAGCUACGUUUCCAGUGGAGGUGUAGGCAGUGGAGGAGAGAAUGGGGCAGCUGGAACAGUCUUCACCAAGGAUACUGCCCCCGGGGGAAAGAAAACAGUCAGGAUUUAUAACAGGAAAGGAGAUGGAAAUCGUAAGACAAGAAUAACCAUACCAGAGAGUAAGACAGAGGACCAUGACAUUGACACCCUGGAUCUUGGUGACUAUGCUGAAGUUGGUCUCCUAGCAACUGAUGAUAACAGCAAUCCAAAAGUUGGAAGAAGAGAUCUUUAUCUUAGGUUGGUAGAGGGAGACUACACUGCUACAGUACAUGUUGAAGGUGGGAUGUGGCUCAACAUUGACUUCAAUGACUCUGCUGUCCUCUCAUUCAGUGUUGCUGUCUAUCCUGAUGGACAAGUAAACCUGCCAUAUGACACAUAUGUAAAAGACGUCACAGUGUCUGACUAUGGAGGCACCAUUACUGGUCUAGAAACAUUCAACAUCUCACGUGGAGGAGCUGUCAACAUAUACCCACCCUCAGUCAACAACCCACACUUCAAAAAUAUUGUAUAUAAUCUAAACACAAUCAGUAUACUGGAUGGAGGAGUGUUCCAUUACUUUGGAUCAGCCGAGGCAGGAGAUGUGCUGGAGAUCAACCUUGAUGGAGAUCUGAUGAUCAGAGGUGGAGGGGAACUAAAAGCUAACAAACUUGUUCUCACUGCUGUGAACAUAACUAUAGAAUCUGAGGGUAUUUUAAGUGUAUCAGAUCGAGGUUAUGCAGCAGGGGAAGGGGUUGGGACAGGUAUUGGCCAUGCCAAGGGCAGCUCUGGAGGUUCACAUGGAGGUCUUGGUGGUGUGGGUAGCAGUACUUCCAAUGCAGGAUUAGCUCAUGACAGCCUUCACAGACCUACAGCUUAUGGUAGUGGUGGGGGUAAUGCUAGUGUUGCUGCCUCAGGACGAGGUGGAGGCAUUCUCCGUCUUGUUGCCAGUGGCUAUGUGGAGAUAGAUGGAGAAUUAACGGCUGAUGGACAAGAUGCUAGCCAGACAGCUGUAGGCGGAGGGUCAGGUGGAUCUAUCUAUCUGACAGCUGGAACUUUCUCAGGUACUGGUGUUGUAUCGGCCAAUGGUGGAGCAGGUGCUUGUGUACCUGGAUGUGCACAGUGUGAUUCUUUAAGAAGAUGUCUCAGAUGUAACUCUCCUUAUGUUUGGAGAAACUACUUGUGCCGUUUUAGUAACCAAGCCACUGAGGUUGCAGGAGGUGGGGGAGGUGGAGGUAGAAUAGCUGUAUAUGUUUCCACAGAGAACACAUACCGCGGUGAUUACCGGACCUAUGGUGGUAAAGGCUUCUCUGAGAGUGGAGGAUCUGGUACUGUCUAUGUACAGGCACCAGUAAAGAGCAUAGGAAAUAUGGAAUCUACACUAUACAUCGACAACCGGAAUUCUGUACCAGAUCGUAUCUAUAUCAGUAAUAAAAUGACUGACAGCUGUAGAACAUACAUAAUAACAGCUGACGGUGACACACCCUCUAACAUGACCUUUGAUCAUGUGUAUAUCAAAGGUGCUGGACAUUUAGCCCUCCGUAAAACUUCCAAAUCCAGUGUUGAUGUGACCAUCAAUAAGCUUCAUGGAGAUUUAAGCGGUAUGGUUCAUACAUCGGUUGACCAGAAAAUCUCCAUAGUGGACAGUGACAGCCCGAUACCUGCCUCCUUCAGGGUCUAUGAUACAGCUACCAUACAGUUACCUCAAGAGUUAUAUUUCACCAACUUGAAAUACACAGACAUCUACAUUGAUGGGGAAAUCAGCGGUGUGAAGAACUUGAGCCUCGGCAAGGGAGUAAAUUUCUUCAUUGGAGAAAACGGAUUUACAUCAGGGUACAGCAAGCUAACAUUCAGUUUUGAUCAGGUUCAAAUCUAUGCAGAUGGUAAAAUGUCAUCAACAUACUUGAAGGAAAAAUCUCCCUCAUUGGUUCUAUAUAUCACAAAACUGUUACGGCUUCAUGCUGGAUCACUGAUCAAGGCUCCAUGGGUGAAAGUAAAUGCAAGCACUGCUCUGGUGCAGAUUGACUCAGCCAGUGUAAUUGAUUCCAGUCAACAGGCUCCUACAAACCUCCAACAGAAUGGGGUGUAUACUGACACAGGAGGAGGAUCUGGCGGUGGUAACGGAGCUGCUGGAGGUCAAGGGUCAUACCAGGACUAUGUUGGACCACCACCAGACUAUGGUUCAAUGUAUGAGCCGACACAAUAUGGAGGAAAUGGGGGUGCAGGUGGCGGUUCUACAUCAUACAAGAGGUGUACCAAGUCUUCUAGACAUUCUGGUGGCCGUGGAGGUGGAGUGAUAGAACUGUCAGCAAAUCGUUUACUACUGGAUGGAGAUCUGAAGGUGAAUGGAGGAAACGGUGCUGGAUACAGAGGAGGUGGUGGUGCUGGGGGAAGUGUAUACCUUCAGGUUUCAGAAAUCUAUGGUGAUGGUAAUAUCUUUGCCCAAGGAGGCUCUGUUGGGACUGGAUCUGACCCAGAGUGUCGUGGCGGAGGUGGGUCCGGUGGACGUGUUGCAAUACAUUACGAGGAGGACACAUUCUCUGGGAAGAUCAGUGCCUAUGGUGGAUCUGGGUAUGAAUGUGGAGGAGCUGGAACAAUAUUGAAACAUAACACUGUUAACUCAACCAAACUGCUCACAGUAAACAAUGAGAAUGUGUGCACUCCAUUAAAUUCCAGAGUUGAGUGGAGCCAGCUGUCAGAAACACAUAGAGGACAACUCAGCUUUUACACCUGGUUGUUUGAUGAGCCAAAUUCUCAUGAACAUGUCUUUGAUGAGGUGCAUCUCAGUGGGAAAGCACAGUUAGCACUGUACAGGAAGGACGGGGCUACAUUUCCACAGAAAAUAACAGUGAGAAAAACUGUAGGAGACAAAUCUGGGAAAUGGCAUAUUGGUCCUUACCAGCAGUUUGCUGCCAGUUUACCGGAUGACAGUCCGGAACUACAGUUCGGCAUGUAUGUAUACGAGGAUGGAGUCAUGGAAGCUGAACAAACUCUCACUGUUACUGGUAUUACUAUAGAGAACGAAGGACUCCUCAAAGGGGUGGAAAAUCUCAUUAUUGGACCAAAUGGAAAAAUCAUUCUCAGGCCAGACAGCAGCGGUAGUAUACCAGUGAUUACAUUUAGCUCAGUCACUGUACAGGGUGGAGGUACUUUAGUCAUAGACACAAAAGGACAUGGAAUGAAGCUUAUUGGUCAAAACUUCACAGUACAUAGUGGUGGACUGGUGGAGGCUGAUAAUCUACAGGUAGAGGCUCAUACAUUGAUGGUAGAGGACUCGGCAUACAUCAGGGCAAAUGGACAAGCAGUACACAUUAAUGGGGGACCAGGUAAAGGAGAAAAUGGCAGGGGAGCCGGUCAUGGUGGCCAGGGAGGCAGGGGCAGUGUACAAGGAGGAGGGCUGUACUAUGGAGAUAUAGUAACACCACGAACUGCAGGAAGUAAUGCAGUUUUUAAAGAUUUUACAACAGAUGAUGAAGUCAGAGGUGGAGGCAUACUGAAGUUUCACAUCAACUUCACAGCCCAUAUUGAUGGUAUAAUCAGUUGUAAUGGAGAGAAUGGAAGGAGUAAAGCAGGAGGUGCCAGUGGUGGUAGUAUCAUGCUGACAACUGCUAUAUUCAAUGGUAAAGGCAAACUCAUUGCCAAUGGAGGAACAGGAUCCGCAUCAACUGGUGGCGGAGCUGGUGGUAGGAUUUCUAUCAGUUACACAAGUUCAGAGUUCACAGGCUGGUACCAGGCUUACGGUGGUAGAUCACAGCACAGUACAGGUGGUGCUGGAACCAUCUAUGUGUAUGAUGGGGACAAAUCAAAACUGAUCAUUGAUAAUAAAACACCAUAUAGCGGACCAAAGACUAUACAAAACUACCAUACCGUUGGAGUUAGAGACAACGACUAUGGGCGGACAUGGAUCGUAUUUCCAAGUUCUGGUUCCCUGACUGUAGAUAAGCUGUACCUGUAUAAUGGAGCUCAUUUAGGACUAGAACCAGCAUCAGAUCCUAACAUGAGAAAACAUGAAUUUACAACAGAAAGUUUUCAUGGUGAUGGAUUUAUAAACGAUGCUUCAAAACUAGGAACCAUUCAUAUUGGACCUAAUCAGCUGUUCAGGGUCAGAGCUGUAGACAUAUAUUUCCCUGCUAAUGCCAUGGUAUAUCAAGAGGGUACACUAGAAAUGCCACCAACAGUGAAAUGGUUCAACUCGGACAAUAUUAUCACAGGAACUAUAGGGGGUGUAACAGAUCUCACCUUGAUCAGGUCUAAACUGAAUCUGAAAGAAACCAGUAAAACACAGGGAAGUAGAAGAGAGGGAAAAUUCUUUAUCUCCAAUAUUAACAUUAUGGCAGAAGGUGUCUUACAAUUGACAGAUGAUAUACAAUACCAUCUCAUUAUGCACCACCUAUACAUUGCUCCCUCAGGUCUCAUAGAAGCCAGGAAAUUGUUGAUCCAGACUACAUCAGCUACUAUAGAAGAAGGAGGUGUCAUCAAUCUCAGUGAAAGAGGAUAUUUAAAAGCUGGACCAGGUUAUGUGGCCAACUAUGGUGCUAGUCACAGUGGAGAAGGCGGUGGUCACUCAAAUACUCAUGGAACUGCAUAUGAUAACUUUAUGCAGCCAUCACUACCUGGCUCUGGAGGGGACACCACAUACGGUGGUGGUGUCAUUAAGCUUGAGGUGUCUGGUACAGCUGAUAUACAAGGAGAAAUCAAGGCUGAUGGUGGCAGUGCUGGGUCUGGUCAGCAUGGUGGGGCAGCAGGUGGAAGUAUCUGGAUAACAUGUGAUACCUCAAAGAUUGCUGGUUUGAUCCAUACCAAUGGUGGAUCCUCUGUCAGCUCCGGAGCUGGUGGGGGAGGGUUUAUAUCUAUCUACUUCUCUACUGGCUACAUUGAUGAUCGCUAUAUUACAUCAUAUGGUGGCUCCUCUAAAAGUGGGUUAGCAAGUGCUGCAGGGGUUAUAUACCUCAAGCAUAAUGCCAAUAGAAAGGUGUUAAUCAAGAGUGACAGAGCCACUGACAGUCUAUCCACUAUGGCAGUUCCAUUGUCUACUGUAACGGUACAGAUAGACACCAUUGAAAUUAUUGGACCCGCAACGGUAGGGUUCCUAGCCCGGCCAACUACAUCAACACCAGUUCUGAGUGCACAGGUCGGUAGAAUAAUCGGUAAUGCAGAUUCUCUGGUAAGGGUUGAUGAACAUAUAAAUCUGUAUUGGGGUACACGGGUUGGAUACGUCAGUCUGCUCAGAAUCAACACGAAUGUCUAUGUCAAACAUUUUGGGAAAAUAGAUCUUCCAAAAACUGUUAUCAUCGACAAGGGCUGGGCUCUGGAUGUUUGUGGAACAGUCUCAUCAAAUAUCAAUGAGCUGACGGUUAGAGAGAACGGAGCACUGAAAAUGUCACAUCCGGCGUCAGAUUUACAAAUCAAUACCCUAGUUAUUGACUAUAAAGGUAGACUAGAAGCGACCAAGUACUGUAGCUCAGACAAAGAGAAAGUAACACUACAACUCACUUACUUCAAUACAACAAGCGAUUUUAAUCUUGAUACAGACAAAUUUGUACUGAGUGCUUCUUAUGAAGGCAAUGUUUCUACUAUUGGAAUGAUGGGUAAUAUAACAGAAUGUCCAACAAAUGGCUCUAUCACACUGGAAAGGAACCAGUAUUGUACGAUGGCACCAGGGGAAUACACUUACACAUCAAUCACAAUAGGUCCAGGAGCUGAAAUUAGACUUGAUGGAAUAAACACAACUUCUAACAAUGGUUUAGAAACUACAAUCAUUCAUACUGAAAAUAUCUUUGUCAAUUUUGAUGGUGUAAUAACGGGUGUUGGUAAAGGUUAUCAAGUGGGUGGACCAGGUGCAGCGUUAAUGCCAGGGCAAGGUGCGACACAUGCUGGAAAAGGUGUAGAUAAUAUCAGAAACACAUAUGGCAGUAUAGAAUCACCAGUGGAAUAUGGCAGUAAUGGUCAAGGUGCAACAGUGUCCUCCGGUAGAGGUGGGGGGCAAGUAAAAAUAGUUGUUACAGACACUUUCCAUUUAGAAGGAACCAUAGAUAUAAGUGCAGACUCUGGUGACGGUGGCAGUGGAGGGUCUAUCUUUGUCGAGGCAAAGAAGAUAAUUGGUGAUGGGUACCUGAAGGCUGAAGGUAGUAAUGGUGGAGGUGGAGGAAGGAUUGCUGCAGUGGCUACCAACACUUACUCCUUCACAGGUUCUUUGUCCGCUGUUGGUGGAGAAAAUAGUUCAAGAACAAAGAAGGGGUCUGCUGGUACAGUAUAUAUGAAAUACCCAGGAGUAGAGCAGGUUGUCAUUGAUGGAACAGGGACAGAAACUACCCCAGUCACCACUGACAUGAGUACAUUGAUCAUCGGAAAUGCUUUGGUCACGAUAGAAGCAAAUGUUAUAAUACAGACACUGGUUACACAGUCACCAAACACUGACUGCAAAUUGACAGUACUUAAUGGCAGUAGUCUAUACAACACAACCAUGGGAGAUCAACACAGAGGCUUUGGCUGCCAGCUCGAAAUUCAAGAAGGAGGCUCCAUCACAGUCCCAGGAGCCCUGUUAGUUUCUGGAGAUAACCCAGUUCUUGAUUUGUCUGGAACAAUAACAGCCAACAGUUUAAACAUUGACAACCAUGGGAAGUUCAGUGUAACAUCAACUGGGAAAGUGGUGACAUCAUCAUUGAGAUUACAGGCAUGGACCGAAACUACAGUAGCACUUAAUGCAGUGUUCGGCUCUGAUAGAAGGAAAAUGAAUGUUAGUAACAUAGAAGUAGGCUUUGAAGCCAAUAUCACUUUUGCUCACAGUGAAUUACAAAUUGAAGCAAUUGCAUUUAAGAUGGAUGCUAAAUCUAAAUUGAUAAUAAAUGGGGAUAAAAAGAAUGUAAGCAUAUCGGCAACAAAUUUCACUCUUCAAGAUGGAGCUGUGAUUGAUGUCAGUGGAGGUGGUAAUGGCAGCACAGCACCGGGAUCCUCCUCAGAUUCAAAAGGUGCCAGCUAUGGUGGAGAGGGAGGGUCAAACACAGGUCCAACAUAUGGAUCUACAGUAUAUCCAGUUGACUAUGGUAGCGGAACACCAAAUGUCAAAGGUGGUGGAAUAAUUUCAUUUAAUGUUACAUCAACAGCAGAUGUUAAUGGUGCCCUGCUCGCAAAUGGAGCCAUGUCUUCAUCCACAGGUGGUGCUAGUGGAGGAACCAUCCUGUUGAAAGCUGGUACCCUACAAGGUCAUGGUAAACUUUCUGUCAAUGGGGGGAGUAGUUCCACAGGAAGUGGUGGUGGUGGUGGAAGAAUUGCUCUCAUUGCUACUUUGAUGUCUAAAUUUUUAGGAGAGGUGACUGCUAUAGGUGGCAGUGGACCAAAGUCACAUGGAGCUGCUGGGACAAUAUACAAACAGUAUGAAAAAUCUGGAGGUUCAAAGGUCAAAAAAGUUACUGUGGAUAAUAAUGGUCAAAUUACUGACUCCAUGACUCAUAUCAGUGGAACAGAUGAUCUCACUGAAUUGGAUAUCAAAGAAUAUGGUCAGGUACAGUUUGAUGGAACAAAACCCAUGAAGAUUAGAACCAUUAAUGGUGACUAUACAGGGACUUUAACCAUCUUUGCAAAUCAAAGUAUGGACAUUGCUACAUCAUAUGGAACCAUGACACCAUACGCAUUGAUGUGUAAACUCAUUGUUAAAGAAGGUGGGGAAGCCACAAUUCCUCCGAAGAUAUUGUUAACAGAUGAUGAUAUUACUGGGAAAGACUGGUACAAUCUGGAGUUAUAUGGAACUGUCCUUGGUGUGAGAGAACUUACUAUUUCCACUGGAGGCCGGGCACUCGUACAUUCUAAGAGUAGGUCAGGUUUGUCCUCAGACAAUUUAAAACCUGUGGGAACGUUGUCAUUGAACAAGAUUGAUGUAACUACAAAUGGGCUUCUAGAGCUUGGUCUUGACAGCAUGGGAACUUACACUUUACAAAUGAUCAAAGAACUGAAUGUGAAAUAUGGUGGAAAAGUCAUAGGCAGGAAGCUUGAUAUUCAAUCGCCAAUCCUCCAAGUUGCUUACGGUGGUGAACUAAGUGUCAGUGGUGGAAAUAGUGGUCAAGGAUCCGGUGCAGGAAAUUCUGGAACAUCUGGAGCUGGUGGUAGCCAUGGAGGUGCUGGUGGAUUAUCAAAUUCAAAUGUCAUGCCCUCAGCAAAUUACACAGGAUUGAUUAACAGUGCCACAGAAUUGGGUUCUGCGGGUGGGUCAGGGUCCUCAGAAUCUGGAGGUAAAGGAGGUGGUUACAUGAAAUUGACAAUAUCUAACUUACUGAAUAUACAUGGAACUGUCAGUGCUGAUGGAGAUGAUACUGUUAGUAAUGGAGGAGGUGGAAGUGGGGGCGGAAUAAACAUUGCUGUAGCAGGGGAUAUGGAGGGCUCUGGAACAAUUUCUGUGAAAGGGGGAAAUUCUCGAACAGGGGGUGGUGGAGGUGGAGGCAGGAUUUAUGUUCAUGUUGAUGGAAGCUUUGACUACCUUGGAGACUACAAACUAUGUGGAGGGUCAUCUGCUUCUGCACAGGCUGGUGGUUCCGGGUCAUCAUUUGUUGUCUUUAAACAGUCAGGUAUACCUGGCUAUGUCAGCUACCUAUAUUUAGACAAUUCUUGCUCAUCCGGUGCAUCUGAGGGAGUGACAUUUAUUGAUUUACCUGGACAAACCCUGUAUACUUUGAACAGUUUUCAUAUUGGUGACAAAAGCAAAGUUUGGUUUACAACCCCAAACCUCCAUUUCAAAGCAAAAACUCUUGCAUGUGGGACUGGAAGUACAAUUGUUGUUGAUAAUCAUGUGGUAUUCAAUGCCAAUGAAGAUCUGUCUUACAGUGCAAUAACAUGUAGCUUUAACCUUAAAGAGGAUGGGGAGCUGAGGUUACCAAACACAGUGGAGCUGAAAGGAAAAUCGAGCACACUGGAAGGCAUUCUGUCAAAUAUUCAGACUUUAAUCAUAUCCUCCUACCAGCAACUGACCCUCUCAGCCUAUGCUAGGACUGGUGUUUGUUGUGACAUAAAUGGCCAACACACUUCACUUUCCAAGAAGGGAGAAUACAGCUUCUUCAAAUUCAUACUCAAAAGUUAUGCUCAGGUCACAUUUGAAAAAGAACCAUCUACACUGAAGACUAUAAAGUUUGCAGUAUUAGAAUUGCAUUAUGGGUCAACCCUGAUUGGUAAAAGUCUUGAUAUAGUCUCAAAUGAAGUCAUUCUACAUCCUGGAUCUACUCUAAAACUACAAGGUGGUGGGUUCAAAGCUGGACUUGGUCCUGGAGCAGGCAGCAAUAUUAACAAUAUAGGCACAGGAGCUGGUCAUGGUUCCCCAGGAGGCUCAAUGUCAACCAGUGUUGUAGGAGGUAGUUCUUACGACAACACGCGACUUCCUGUAGAGACAGGCAGUGGUGGCGGCAGCUCACCAAGUGGAACUGGUGGUGCUGGAGGAGGAUACCUGAAACUGUUUCUCUUUACACUGCUUAGAGUGGAUGGGACAAUACAAGUAGAUGGGGAGGCAGGAGCUGGGUCUAACACUGGUGGUGGAAGUGGUGGCACGGUUAACAUUACAACGCCACUGCUCAGUGGAGAUGGUGAGGUCAGAAGUAAUGGUGGAAAAGGUCAAGGUUAUGGAGGAGGUGGUGCUGGUGGCAGAAUGGUGAUCAGGAUCACUGAAGAGAAUGACUUCAUUGGCAACAUGAGGGCAUAUGGUGGAGGUAAUAAUCAUAAUAUAGAAACAGUAAAAGCUGGUCCAGGAACUAUUUACCUACUGGAAGGACAAUCUCCAAGACUUGUCCACUCACUGGAAAUACAGGGAGAUGUAGACAGUUCAGUUCAGAAGCAAAGCUAUGUUUAUAUUAACGGAACUUCAGAAGAAUUCCAGUACCGCUUGCUGACAUUAACAGGUGAAAAAUUUUGUAACUGUUCAAGGAAAUAUAGUAUGGGAAAAGUCUGUGUAAAAUUGACUAAAGCAGAUGGAUAUGCCAAUAUGAUAUUUGGGUCAUCAGAUACAGUACUAAAACUUGACGACAUAGCUGGCGACUCGACAGGGACCAUACAUCUUACAGAUAAUCAAGUUGCUCUUGCUGCAGUGGUUGCAGGCGUACCUGGAACUUUCACUACAAAUGUCAACUUUAUUGUUGGAGAAAGUGCUACACUCCAUGUGCCGCAGACUUUAAUUGUAGCUGGAGUUAGCCUUGAUAUAAAAGGCACUAGUACAUUCAAUAAUUUAAUAAUUGAAAAUGGUGGUACAAUAAAAGGUUAUGAAACAACUUUCACUUCAAUUUAUGUUGAUGGAAAAUAUACUCCAACAAGUAACCCUGGAAGUUACGCACUUGGUUCAAUGAAACUGAAAGCUGGAUCGAACUUUAUCUUGCCAGCAGGUGGAUUGAAAAUGGUAAUUGGAACUCUAGAACUGAAAAGAUAUGUUGUCUUGGAAGCUGACUUUGUGGAGCUUACAGCUGUAACAGUAAUUCUUGAAAGGGGAGCAUCCCUAAACACCAAUGGUAAGGCUGCUAAAGACAGUCCUCUGAUACCAAGUGGAGCACAUGGAACUGGAAAGAAUGGUGGAGCUCAUGCUGCAGCAGGAGGAGUAGCUAGUGGUUCACCUGUCAGUGAUGCUUCAGAUCCUUAUGGAACAAUUUAUAAACCAUUGACACCGGGAGCUGCAGGAGGUCAAGGAGGGUCAGGAGGCGGCUUUAUUCAUAUUGUCACUGAUGAGUUAAUUCUUGGUGGAAUUCUACAAUCAUCCGGCAUGGACUCUACCUCAGGCGGAGGAGGGGCUGGUGGAAGUGUCUAUGUAAUCUGCAAUGUUGCCCUAAAAGGUCUUGGUAUAAUGGAAUCUAAAGGAGGUUCAGUAACCUCUUCCAGUGCUGGAGCAGGGAGUGGAGGUCACAUUGCGGUGGAAAUGAAAUCUGAUCAGUACCAGGGAAAAUUUAGUGCAGCUGGUGGAACCUCACCUGCAGCUCAUGGGGACGGAGGUCCGGGCUCCAUUUAUCUUGUCUCGGACAAUUAUGGUGAAAAGCUGAUUAUAGAUAAUGAAAAUGGCCAAACUGACUAUUAUACAACUUUAAAUGAAACCAAUUUAUAUCUCAGUUUUGAUUUGGUUGAUAUUUAUAACAAUGCUAAGCUUCAGUUAAAUAAAGAUGCAAAAACUAGAGAACUCAAUGUUGUGAAAGUGAAUGGAGAUGGAACAGGUCUAAUUAGAAUUCAAGCCAAUCAGAUAGGGAGACUGGAAAGGUCAAUCACUGAUACCAAAGCUAACUCUAAAUUGAAGAUCAACUUAGAACUCCAUAAUGGUGGAGAAUUUGUCAUGUCAGAAACUGUCACUAUUCUUGGUCUUGGGGAUGUUGCCCUAGAUUUGAACGGCGUUUUGAGAGGUGCAUCUAAUCUUUACCUUGGCCCUAAAAGAAAAAUGAGGAUAGGCUCUAAAGCAAAAAUAGUCACAUUUACAGCAACUGAUUUGUCAGAAAUAGAUUAUGUUAAUUUCGGAACACUUCAGCUAGAACCAGGCAGUUUUGUUGAAUAUGACCCGGACACUGGAGCUAAAAUUAGAGCAAGUAAUAUCAAUUUGAAAUUCUCAACUAGAAUAUAUGCUGACUAUUUUAAUAUCACUUCAUCCAAUUUAGAUCUUGAAUUAGAAAGCAGUCUUAGUUGUUCCAGUGGAAACCGACCUAGUUCUAACACAAUGGAUGUUACAACAGGAUCAGGGAAGUCUGAAAAUGGUUAUAACGGGGGUGCAGGCCAUGGUGGAGUUGGAGGCGGAGGAAAGUCAGUGCAUGGUACAUCUUGCAAUUCCUUGUAUGUACCAACAAUUGCUGGAAGCAGAGGAACAUACAAUGUUAUAACUAAGGAAAAAACUGGAGGCCGAGGUGGUGGCUGGAUUCAUACUAAAAUUGGAAAUUUGCUGAUAAAUGAUGGUACGAUUUCUGCUAAUGGUGAAGGUGCUAUGUCUAAUGGUGGUGGUGGAAGUGGCGGAAGUGUUUUAAUUGAGGUUUAUGAAUUUGAAGGCUAUGGGAAGAUAUCUGUCAUAGGCGGUGCUGGUUUAAAUCGUAAUGGCGCUGGUUCAGGAGGUCGGGUUGCUGUGAACAGUACAUUGCCUAUUGAGUUUGAAGGUACAUAUGUAAUGUAUGGAGGAGCUGGGGCAGAUGAUACACAGAGUGCAGGAGGUGGUACAGUAUAUCUAGAGGAUAUCAGAUCUGCCAGACCAUACAAACGGCUUCUCUUGGACAACCAGGAUAGACCUUAUGACAAAUAUGCAACCAUUGAUGAAAGUUUCAAGUACCAUUACUUUGACGAAGUGCAUCUUGUGAACCAAGCCUCUGUGCAUCUAGCAGACGACAACCGGAACACAGUCCUGGAAAUAGAUAAAGUGUAUGGUGAUGGCACAGGUUUGAUCCAUUUACACAAGAACCAGAUACUCAAAGCUGAAUACAGACCAUUAGUGAGAAAUGCCUUCCUCACUGGAGUAAACUUCAUCAUAGAUUAUGAAUCAGAAGUUUAUUUCCCAUCCAUAGUGUAUGUGUAUGGUAAAGGAGUUUUCCUGACUGGCCAGACAGAAGCCAGAUCUUUGGCUUUGUUUGGACGCCUGACUGGUAUAGCGGACCUGAUCCUUGGGUUUGAAACCCUGAUUUACUUUGGGGACCAUGCCCACACAGCAGGCAUUGAUGCCGAUACACAAGCCUAUUCAAACAUUGAACCCGCUGGAACUGUUAUAUUUGGAACAGUAGACUUGAGAAGUUACUCAGAAAUCAAAUAUUCCCCAGAUCAGACUGUGCUGCAGAAAAUUGCUAAAAUUGAUGCACGGUACCAGUCUAAGAUUUCAGCAGAAAGUAUCACAAUUCAGACUGGUAUCCUGAAUAUUGAAGCAGGGGCAACAUUGACUUCAUCAGCUAUAUAUAGACCAGAGGACACUCUAGAUGAACCACUUGGACAAGGUGUUAAUGCAAGUGGAGGAAAUAGUGCUACUGGUGGUGGUUAUGCUACACAAGGUGGAGGCUUAUUUAAAGAUGAUAAGUCACUAAUCAGAGCAGGAGGUUACUAUUACGGGAGUUUGUACCUACCAACACACAGGGGUAGUAGAGGUGGAGCUGGUGUGAGGAAUGCUGGGGGCAGAGGUGGAGGCUUCAUAAAUCUCAAGGUUGCCACAGACUUACUGGUAGAUGGUACAAUAUCUGUUGAUGGAUCACAUGGCAGUAAUAGUGAUAAAUCUGGUGGUGGCAGCGGUGGAACAAUAUUCAUUGAGUCAAUCAACCUUGAAGGACACGGUGUGUUACAGUCUCUCGGUGGAGACGGAUAUUGUGGUGGUGCAGGAGGCAGGAUUGCGGUGUAUCUCGAUACUCAGGUGUAUUUCCACGGAAGUUACCAGUCACUGGGUGGGGAUGGCAAUGGACAAUAUCUGAGCCAAGGUGGAACUGGCUCUGUUUAUAUACAUGAUAUCAGAAAUUCCCGCAAGUAUGAACAGUUCCACAUUGACAAUAAAGGAAGAUCCUGGGACCAUCAGUACAUACUUGAUGAAUAUAAAGAUGGCUCGCCUAAAGACAGCUACUACUUUGAUGAGAUACACAUAACCAGAAAUGCUUCAGUCCAACUUAAAUCCAGUGAUCUUAUUCCAAGAAAUCUAACAUGCAAUAAAAUAUAUGGAGAUGCUUUUGGAAGAGUUUAUCUGAAGGCAAACCAGACAGCUUUCUUGGAGGAAUAUCAGACACUGACAAAACUACCAAUCAAUUUAUGGAUAGACCAGGGUGCAAGAGCCUACCUCUCCCCUCUCAUCUAUAUCCUUGGCCUCGGAGAAAUUGCUCUCAAAUGGAAUGGAGAAAUGGUCAGUGUACGGCAUAUAAGGAUUGUUCCAGGACGGGUGAUCAGCAUUGAGAGGCAAGCAAUGACGAGCCUUAUUGAAGACGGAAAAUUUAUUGUUGGUACCCCAGGUGCAUUUCAGUUUGCUAGUAUGGAAUUAGGUGCCAAAGCUGUUAUGGAAUUGCCUCCACCCAUGCCACUGUUGUUGACUGUAGGAAUAUUGGACAUCAAAUAUGAUUCAAGAUUCAAGGCAGAUUCUUUUCAAGUACUUGCAACAGAUUUUUACCUGGAAUCCCUGGCUCAGUUUGUCUGUAUAGGAACUGGGCGUGAAUCCCAGGCAGGAGACUCGCCUAACAUUGGAGCUGGUGCUGGUCAUGCCUCUAUGGGUGGUGGAUUUGGUGGUGACCCUGCUGUUGGUGGAAUUGCCUAUGGCUCUCUAUAUAUACCUAAUGAGACAGGUAGUGUUGGUGGUGGAGCAAAUGGAGGACGUGGAGGCGGCAAGGUGAAAAUCCGAGUUCCGGCUGAAUUCUUACUAGAUGGUAAAAUUCUGGUAGAUGGAGCACAUGGUGGAACCAGCAGUGGAGGUGGUAGUGGAGGCUCAGUGUUCAUUGAAUCAGGGACCAUGUCAGGACAUGGAAAGGUGUCUGCUAUAGGAGGUAAAGGUCACAGGUCGGCAGGUGGUGGUGCCGGCGGAAGGAUUGCCAUUCAUACCUGGGACUCUAACUACUACAAGGGAGAGUUACUGGCAUACGGCUCUGGUGGAACUACAGGUGGUGAUAUUGGAGGACCUGGUACCGUGUUUGUGGAAGAUAAAAUGGAUGCAUAUACAUAUCAGAGCAGGUUAUACAUUGAUGGACAGAACUUGAUGCUACCUAAACCUCUUGUGGUAAAUGAGAAAAAUCCAAGACAUGUUAGAGAAGCAGCUGAAGGACUCCAGACAUCAAACAAUGCUCAACUUGACUUUGAACAUGUAAUGUUGAGUCAACAGGCCAUGUUGGAAAUAGGUCCAGGAAAAGACAGUAUUACAUCUCUGAACAUUGAUUAUAUGAUGGGAGAUAAAACAGGCUAUCUGCAUAUGAAGGAUGCACAAACAGCCUAUCUGGAAUAUUCUCAGUUCUCUAUUUUACGUUCAACACCACGCGUAAACUUCCGUAUAGAUCAAGGGUCACAGAUUUGGUUGUCAUCUGAUUUCAAAAUUAUAGGAACACAUGUGCCUGCAUUCCAGCUGGAUGGCCUGUUGAUUGGUGUCUUAAAUUUGACACUGGAAGAAGACAGGAAGAUGUACAUUUCCGACACAGCUUCUAAUGGCAGAGUUGUCAAUGGCAAACUUCAGACAUUUGAAAAUGGAGUCCUGGGUAUAGGAAGGCUUGCAAUGCAGGCAGGCUCCCAGAUAAAACAUGAUGACUAUUUCAACUUUGAGGUAUCAGAUAUCCACAUGAGGUACAACUCCAAAAUCUUGGCUAAACGAAUUACAGUUAUAGCAAGAGACAUACACAUGGAAGGGGAGGCUACCUUUGAUACUACAGCCCGUGGAGGAGCUGGGAAUGUAAGUGCUGCCCAAGGAGGUGAAAUCAAUGUGAAGUAUGCAGCAGAUCAGACUACAGUAGUGAGCAGUGUAGGUCUAGGUGGAGGACAUGGUGGCUACGGUGGUGGAGCAGAUCAUGACAGUUACAACUCUGGAAAGCCAUAUGGUUCUUACAGUAAACCACAUCACACAGGCAGCAAAGGUGGAGGAUUUGACCCAGGUAUGGGUGGAAGUCGAAUUGAUAUUAAAGUAUCCAAAGGAUUCCAUCUUGACGGCAAUGUUGUAAAUCUUGGUGGGGCAGCAACUGGAUCAAACAGCGGAGGUGGAAGUGGCGGUAGCGUGUAUGUCCUCACACAGAACUUCUCAGGUCAUGGACUCGUUGAUGUAACUGGAGGUAAUGGGUUCGGGACUGGAUAUGGGGGUGCAGGUGGAAGAAUAGCUGUACAUGUUCAGUGGUUCAAGGAAUACUCUGGUGACCUACUGGCUUUUGGUGGAUUUGCUGGAAGUAGUGUUGCAAAGACUGAUGAAACAAGACAUGGUGCUGCUGGAACAGUAUAUACCACAGACUCAAAUGAAAUUGGCCUGGACAAGAAAGAAGUGAUAAUAGUAGAUGGUGUGGAAACAUACGUUGAUGGUUACACUUACCUUCUGUUAGAUAACAAUAAUAGAAACAAAGUUCUAGGAACCAUGGUGAUGAGUGAUGAUGGAAAGAAGCCAUACAAAUUUGAAUUUAGUGAAGUAGAUGCUAUCAACCAUGCAGUAUUGUGGAUUGAAGGUGACGAUUCAGAAUUGACUGUUCACAAGUUUAAUGGUGAUAGGACUGGUUUAAUGCAUCUAACAGGAAAGCAGAAAGUUUAUUCUGAGUAUAAAGAAUCUACUAGCGGCUACACUGUAGCUCCAGUGAGUUACAAGAUUGAAAAAGAUGCGGAGAUAAUUCUACCAUCAACAACAAUCAUUCUUGGAACAAGGUCAGAUAUGAAUGGCUUAAUGACAAUGGUACAAAAUCUGACUGUUGCUGAGGGUGCAAACUGUAUGUUCACUUCCACGUCUCGAACUGCACUCAUUGAAGCUGGCAAAUACGUCCAUGAGACAAAACCAGGAAAUAUCAGCCUAAGUCAUCUUACAAUACAAAGAGGGUCAGAAGUUACAUUUACUGAGAAACCAGGAUUGAAUCUUGUUUUAGAUCUUAUCAAACUCAGCAUUAAAUAUGAAGGACUCAUGUGGAUGAAUAAAGGCUCCAUAUUUUCAGCAAAUGGGGUAGUUGAAAGUCUUGGCUUGCUGAAUAUCGAUUACCAAGGUCACACUGCACAGAAUGGACCAGGCGCUGGGGGGACCAGUGGUAACAGUGGUCAUGGUGGUGCUCAUGGAGGUCAUGGUGGUGCCCCUAAACCAGAGUUUCCGGAAGAGAUUAAUAAGAAACCCCAUGAUUCUGUUUACAGACCAACACAUCCUGGUAGUGGAGGAGGUAAUGGUGACGGAGUUGGUGGAAGAGGUGGAGGUUAUCUCAGAUGGGAAGUUGGAGAAACUCUUUGGAUUGAUGGAGAAGUGACACUUGAAGGAGAGGCUGGUCAAAGUGGGAAUGGAGGAGGAGGGAGUGGAGGUGGUGUAUUUAUAGAAACAAUGAAUUUUACAGGAUUUGGUCACAUUGACUGUCACGGAGGAGCAGGAAGAGGUAAUGGAGGUGGAGGAUCAGGUGGAAGGAUUGCUGUUCAUAUAAAUUUCUCAAAUCGAUACAUUGGCAAGUUGAAUGUGGUAGGUGGACUUGGAAGCGGAAGUUUACCAUCAGGAGCAGCUGGAACUGUAUAUCUCCAGGAAAAUGCCAGAGGUCCACAAUACCUUGAUGUGAAAUAUGAUACAAAAACAGGGGAGGAAAUAGUCACAGCUCAACACAGAAGACUAGAAAUAAACAAUGAUGAUUUAGACAGUCACCUCUAUGUUGACCAUGGAGAACCAUGGCUCUACACAGUAUUGUUUGAAGAAUCAGACAGAGAAUAUGAAUUUGAUGAAGCUAUGCUUGAAGGUCACUCUAACCUUUUGAUUGAGUAUCCUACAGGUACAGAUGAAAAACAACGUUAUGCAGUUGAAGUGAAGAUUCAUAAGUUCCACGGAGAUAGAACAGGUGUUGUUAGAUUGAGAGAAGGGCAAAGAUUAUAUGUAGAAAUUGUUGAAUCAGUCUCUAAUGAAACAAUAGCUCCAUGCAGUUUUAGAAUUGACAAUGGGUCUGAAGUUUUUAUGCCAUCCAUAACAAACCUACUGGGAAGCAGAACUGUUUUAGCUGGUAAGAUCACAGGUGUUGAGGACAUGAUGAUUCGGGGAGGUUCAACCCUAUUCCUGGCAACUGCUCAGACUGCACGUAUAGAGAAUAGAAAAUAUGUCAUGGAGACCUCACCUGGAAAUUUCACAUUUGGUAUACUGAGAGUUAUGGCUGGUGCUGUAGCAAGAUUUAGAGACAUAUCUCAACCAAGGAGAAUUAAACAUGUUUGGUGUUGGAUAUGGGCCAGAGAAAGGUCCUGGUGCUGGUUUCACACUUCCAGAUGGGACAGGUGUAGGAGCUGGUCACGGAGGUUUCGGUGGGGGGCCUGGUCCACUUAUGGAGGAUAUCCCUACAACUCUAUCAAAACACCCCUAGAAAAAGGAAGUGGUGGGGGUAAUGGUAAAGGCAUUGGUGGAUCUGGUGGUGGAUAUUUAGAAUGGGAUGCUGGAGAUCUGAUAGAAAUAAAUGGAUAUUUGACCGUUGCUGGAUCUAAUGGAGUUGGUGGAAAUGCAGGUGGUGGCAGUGGCGGGAGCAUUCUCAUGUAUUCAACCAAUAUGACAGGACAUGGAGUGAUGGCAGUAAAUGGAGGAAAUGGUGUGGGGAAAGGAGGUGGAGGUUCAGGAGGAAGGAUUUCCAUCAGGUGUAUGUUUAGAUACUCCUAUGGAGGUCAGUAUCUCAAUUACGGUGGGGAUGGUACAGGGGCUAAUAAAGGUAUGCAUGCUGGUGCAUCAGGUACAACAUACAAAGAGGAAAACAAGAGAGAACUUGAAUACCGACACAAAAAGUAUGAUCCAGAGCAUAAUACCACAUUCCUAGAUGUAGACCACAAAAUGAUCCAUUCUGAUAAUCGUCUAAAAUACAGCCCUGCGCCAACAUUGAUCCAAGACCCUCCCAAGAAAUGCUAUGAAUUUGAUGAAAUGGAAAUAACAGGUUCUACUUAUACAUUGAUUUAUAAUUGUUCAAUCCCAGUACUCACUGGAUCAACACACACAUGGAUACCCUACUGCUCAGAUGAAGUUCCAAGUGGAACUAUUUACAAUUGCUCAGAAACAGACUUUGUGGAACUUGUAGCUCAUAAGUUCAUUGGAGAUAAAACUGGACAAUUACAUAUCCGGGAAAAUCAGAGAGUUUGGGUGGAAUAUGUUGAAUCUGUCUCAAACAUUACAGAAGCACCUGUCAGUUAUAUAAUUGAUAAUGGUUCAGAAAUUGUCUUUCCAUCAGAAGUCCACAUUCAUGGAACUAAUAGUACAAUUGCUGGUCGUGUUACUGGAGUCCAUAAUUUAUAUAUUGAAGAUUCUGCAUGGGUGGAAUUUAAAAGUACGGGAAAUACUUCACUACUAGAAAAUGGAGAACAUGUCAAUGCUACAGGUUAUGGCCAUUUUGCAUGGGAUCAACUGCAUGUAAAGAGAAAUGGACAUGCUGGCUUCCUGGAUAUUAAGUUUGAGUUACUGGUAGAGACUAGUGAAAUUAAAAUAAAAUAUCAAGGUAAAUUGUAUAUGAACAAAGCUAAAAUCAACAGUACAUAUUCCUGGAUUGAGAGUGAAGGCAUAUUUCAUCUGAAUGGACACGGAUUCCCCUCAGAACAAGGAGAAGGAGCUGGUUAUACAAGGUCUGGGGUUGGAUAUGGGGGUGCACAUGGUGGUUACGGUGGUGGAUCUGAUCCUACGGCUGCACCAGAACCCUAUGGUAGCAUUCUGAUUCCAGAGGAGCCAGGUAGUGGUGGUGGAAAUGGUGGUGGUGAGGGAGGAAAUGGGGGAGGAGUUCUUCACUGGAUCACUAGUCAUUACUUUGAGCUGCAUGGUCUACUUGCAUUACAGGGAACCAGUGGAAAGGGUGUAAAUACUGGAGGAGGUAGUGGUGGUUCCCUGCUUAUUGAGACUAUGAACUUUACCGGACAUGGUAUAAUUGACACAGCAGGUGCUAACGGAACAGGAACUGGAGGCGGAGGUGCUGGAGGCAGAGCAGCUAUACAUUGUGAGUGGAGAUAUUGGUACGGUGGCUCCUUUUUGAACCAAGGUGGUAUGAGUGGCACCAGUGGUACCCGAUACAGUCAUGCAGCUGCUGCAGGAACAACCUAUGUAAAGAACAACCGGAGACCUCUUGAGUACAGAAUCCUGAAAUACAUGAAAGGAUCAAAUAUCACAUACUUUGAGGUUGAUCACAGAUAUUUGCACAUGGACAAUAAAGGCAUUAAAUCACCAGUGGCUACCAUGGUAAUGGAGAAUGGUACAACAUUCUAUGAAUUAGAUGAACUUCAAGUUGAUGGGUACACCAGGGUUCUAUUUUAUCACCCUUAUGAUUCUAAAGUAAAAGUCAUUGUACACAGAUUUAUUGGAGAUCGAACAGGACAAGUUCAUAUCAGAUCAAAUCAAAACAUGUCUGUAGAAUAUGUGGAAUCAGUAUCAAAUGUCACUGAAGCUCCUGUAAGUUACAUUAUCGACUAUGAAGGAGAAGUUAUCUUUCCAACAGAGGUACACAUGCAAGGUAUAAACACUACUUUAGAUGGUCUGAUUACAGGUGUACACCAUCUGUAUAUUGAAGAUGGAUGUACCCUGAGUGUAUCUAGUACUGCCCAGACUGCACAGCUUCAAGAGGAAAACUAUAUUGAUGUUUCUGCUGAAGGUAACUUUGAAUUGCCAACAAUAAAUGUUAGAAUGGAUGGAAUAUUAGAAUUCAGAAAAAUAACAAAUGACUUCACAAUAGGUGCUGCUUUCCUGGAACUUAAAUAUGGUGGAUUAAUAUUGAUGAACCAUGGUUAUAUUCAAGCCGGAGAUUUAGAUAUGGAGUCAAACAGUAAGUUCAGCCUCGAGGGUCGCGGCUACAAGGCUCAGAUUGGACCGGGCACUGGGACUGGCAACAUGGGAGCAAGUUAUGGUGGUGUAGGAGGUGGUGCAGAUGACUCUAAGGCUUAUGGUUCUGUGUUUGAUCCUUUCCAUCUUGGAAGUGGUGGUGCUGGAGCCACUGGCGGAGCCGGUGGUGGCUUUGUGAACUUCACCAUUGGAAAAUCUAUUCACAUUGAUGGAAUUGUUGAUGCAUAUGGAAAAGAUGCCACAGGCAAUGGAGGUGGAGGUAGUGGUGGAACUAUAUUCAUAAAGGCUUACAACAUGUCUGGUUAUGGAACUCUAGAUGUUUCCGGGGGCGACGGCAGUGGAACUGGUUAUGGUGGAAGUGGAGGACGAUUGGCUGCUCAUAUAGAAAAUUUCAACCUUUAUGCUGGUAAAUAUUUGUCACAUGGAGGAAGAAGUGGCAACAACAAUGCCCAGAAUGCUGGAGGGCCAGGCACUAUAUACAAAUUUGAAUCCAACAGGGGUCCACAAUACAGAGAACUCAAAUACAACCCAAGACUAAACAGAACCAUGAUAGAACCUGAACAUAGAAAACUUACAGUUGAAAACUUUAACCUGAGAACAACUAAUCCAGCAGUUAUAAUGGAGUCAGAUAGUUUCUACUAUGAGUUUGAAGAGGUUCAAGUUGAAGGAUACAGUUACGUUCAUUUUUACCAUCCCCGUACAGUACAUGUUGUACAGGUCAUCAUUCAUGAAUUGACUGGUAACAAACAGGGUAUGGUGAGAGUGCAAAAUAAUCAACAAGUAAAGAUUCACUUUGUAGAAUCCACACACACCUACCUAGAUGCUCCUUGUGGUUUCCAUGUUGACCCCAAUGGUGAAAUUAUCCUACCUUCUACAGUUGUCAUGCUAACAGAGAAGACCAUUCUUGAAGGUUUAAUGAUUGGUGUGGAAGAACUGAUUAUUGAAAGGAAUGCUGAAUUUCUUAUAGACAAUGAUGCUGGUACUUUGGCUGUAACAGAUAUUACAAUGGGAACAAUGCAGACUCCAAAUCCAGGUGUCUUUGACAUAUCUACAAUAUCCAUAAACUAUAAAGGUAUAUUCACUACAGAUAUGAACCCACGUCAUUUAAAGAUCUACUCAGGAUUGCUUACUGUACGCAAUGGUGGUAAAUUAGCUGCCAAGACUCACCAGGUUACCAUGGAAACAGCAGAUCUAGAUGUGGAAUAUGGUGGUCUGAUUGAUGGCUCAGGUCAAGGUUAUGGAAAAGGUGCAGGCCCUGGAAAAGGAAUUGCAAGUUCCCAUGAUGCUAGUGGAGGUGGUCUUGCAAGCAAAGGUGGCAGCAGUAAACAUGGAGCUGCAGGCGGCUCAUACCAUGGAACAACAAACUGUGAAGGAUUUCUCUAUGGAAGUGGUGGUGGUGGGGAACAUGGUGGAGCUGGAGGAAACUACAUAGAGAUAGCUGCUGGAACUAGACUGACUGUGUAUGGUAGCAUAUCUGUAAAUGGAGACCCAGGCAGGAGUGGUAACUAUAGAGCUGGAGGUGGUAGUGGUGGUACCAUCAAGAUAACGGCAAGUUCGCUUGUAGGACGUGGUAGCUUCACUAGUAUUGGUGGCUCGGCAUCAACAGGAACAUACAAUAAUAUAGUUGUUGGCAAUGGUGGUGGUUCAGGAGGAAGAAUCUGUGCUUAUCUCUUGGAGUCUCUGAGAUUCCGCGGAACAUUUACUGCACUUGGUGGUAGUAGUUCAACCCAUCAUGGCUCACCAGGAACGGUAUGGGUGAAAUCCACUGCAGGUUCAGACAUAACAACACAUCUGUGGGUAGAUCAUGCUAGCAGAUCUUUGAAUUGUGGCAGUUAUCCUGUUUACAUUGAUGAAACAGAUGUUAAUAACUUCCACCCAAUGAGACGUGCUUGUGUGUACCCUACAAAGGACGUAGUGGUGGAACAUAUUGGUGGAGAUGGAACAGGAGAAAUCCGGAUCAAUGCAGGUGUUACCAUGGAUGUUGCUCAAGAUUACAUGCGUACCCACUUGCAGUCCUCGCUGCAUAUAUAUGGCACAGUGAACUUUCCGACAACAACCUAUGCUGAACACUAUGUUACAAAUGAAGGAAAUAUUGUUGGAGCUGGACAUUGGUACUCCAGAGGUCAUACAAAAUUUCUUGCAAAUGGACAGUCCAGUUGUUCUGCGGCAACCUCCCAUACUGGAAACCAUCACUUCCUAACAUUUACAGCUCUGUAUGGUGGUUAUUUCAGUAUUAUUGAUUCCAACAAUAGAUACAAUGUAAAUAAAAGUAUUGCUGUCUUCACAGAUGUGUUCCGUAUGGAGGGUACUGCUUAUGGAUAUAUUGACAAAUCUGCUAAUGUGAUGGGUCGCGUCUUUGAAUUUGCAAAGCAGUCAAAAAUAGAUGGAAACACCAGAGGUUACACAGCAAAAACUGGUCCAGGUGCAGGAUGCACUGAUGGCUGUGGCUCAGGGGGAGGACAUGGUGGAGGCGGUGGAAGUUGUUACAGUCAGUGCGGAGAAAAAAGUUGCGGUGGAGGAAGUGCAUAUGACAGCAGUGUUUUACCAUCUCUGACUGGAAGUGGUGGAGGUUCUUGCACACAUAGAUCAGGAGGGGCUGGAGGUUCUGCUGUGAGACUGGUGCAUACAUUUAGUGUGAUUGAAGGUACAAUAACUGUGAAUGGAGGGGACGGUUCAGGUGGUGCAGGCGGAGGUGCAGGGGGAUCAGUUUGGCUUGAUGGAGAUGUUGUGGCUGGUUGGGGAUCAGUGCAUGCAGAUGGUGGCAAAGGUGGAAGUGAUGUUUGCAGCAGUGGGGGUGGUUGGACUCAUAGAGGAGGUGGUGGAGGUGGGGGAAGAGUGAGAACAUGGGGUUCUGAAUACACCAGCAAAGUCCUUCUUCAUCAAAGAUCAGUGUCUGGUGGUUCUGGGGCUUCAGAUAAUGGUGCAAGUGGAUCAACAAAUCGUUACCAUGGAAAAGCAUGUAGUGGACAUGGAACAUGGACUGGAGUAGCCUGUAAAUGUUACGAUGGAUAUUCUGGCCAUGACUGCCAGUUCACAUGCCACAGUGCCACUACGUGCGGAGGUCACGGUGUCUGUAAUGAUCAGGGACAAUGUAACUGUACCACUGGCUAUGUGGGAACAAGGUGUGAGAGUCAAUGUCACCGAGACACAGACUGUAAUGGACAUGGAGAAUGUUCACCUUGCGGAACUUGUAUAUGUCACCCUUGUUUCUCAGGUCCAGACUGCUCUAUUGAAUGUAGCGGUUCCGGUUCCUGUGUUGCAGAACAGUGUGCUUGUGACGACUGCCAUCUCGGAGUCCUCUGUGAAUCAGAAUGUAAUAACCAUGGAACAUGUAACACUACCUUGAACAAAUGUGAAUGUGAUGCCAACUGGGGAGGAAAGAAAUGUACUAUCAAGGGUUGUCCAGGGGAGGACCUAAACUGCAAUGGACACGGUAUUUGUAACUCAGGAACUGGUGAAUGCUUCUGUGAAAUCGGAUGGAAAGGAGCUGAUUGUGGAGACCCUGACUGCCCUGGAGAACCAAACUGUCAUGGGCGAGGAUUCUGUAAUAAGCUCUACAACCCGCCUAUCUGCACCAACUGUGAUUUAGGGUGGAUGGGAACAGGCUGUGGAGAUAGAUGUUUGCAUGGCACACCUAUAGCUGACAACACAGUGUGUAACUGUUCUCAGACAUGUUACCAUGGAAAAGGGUGUGAUAUAGAAUGUUCUGGUAAUGGUGUGUGCAAUUCCAAUGGUUCAGGAGAAUGUUACUGUGACCCGCUAAGUGGAUGGGACGGUACUUACUGUGAAAUUCCAGGGUGUCCAAGACAUCCGGUAACAGAUGUUGAAUGCAGUAACCGGGGAAACUGUGACUCUGAGAAACAUGAAUGUAUGUGUGAUGCUGGAUGGGAAGGUGCAGCAUGUCACUUAAGUGAUUGUCCGGGUCAUCCAAACUGUUUUAAUCGUGGAACUUGUGAUGAAUCUACCAGUCCACCAAGGUGUGUGAACUGCCACCCAGACUGGAUGGGUCCAGCAUGUAAUGACCCGUGUCUCCAUGGAAACCAAGAACCGAUGGAUAGCGGUAACUGUACGUGUGAGGAGGGAUGGACUGGCGUGGGAUGUAACUCGGAAUGUUCAGAACAUGGUAAAAUCAGUACAGUAACAGGAAAAUGUAACUGUACAUAUGUGCUUGGUUGGAAAGGAAGGGUGUGUGAGAUGCCUGGAUGUCCGGGACUGAAUAACACUGACUGCAGUGGUAGAGGUGGUUGUGACAGUUCUUCAGCUACAUGCACAUGCAACAAGGGUUGGCAAGGUAAAGGAUGUGAGUAUACGGACUGUCCAGGGGAACCUGACUGUAAUGGUCGUGGCUCAUGUAGUGAUGCAAAUGAUCCACCAGUAUGCUUCUGUGUUGAUGGUUGGUUUGGUAAGGCUUGUGAGGAACAGUGUGUUAAUGGCCAGAUGAAUCCUGUUGGAAGUCAGAAUUGCACAUGUGACCCAGGUUGGGCAGGUCUAAACUGUGAUGCUGAAUGCUCAGACAACGGUAAAAUUGUCAACGGCAAGUGUGACUGUGACAUUGGUUGGUGGGGCAGGUUGUGUGAUGAUCCUGGCUGCCCUGGUGUAAAUAAAAGCUGCACAGGUCAUGGAGAGUGUAACCGUGGGGAACACACAUGCACAUGCUACCCUGGCUGGACUGGAAUAAAAGACAGCACAGGUUAUGUUGACCCACUCACAAAUGGUUGUGAUAUCCCAGACUGCCCAGGAGAGCCAGACUGUAAUAGUGAAGGCAUUUGUGAUGAUACGCUGUUUACCCCUAAAUGUAUAAACUGUAGUGCAGGGUGGAUGGGUGAAGCUUGUGAAGACAUUUGUGAUGCUGUUCACGGUGUACAGAAACCUAUGAACAGUGGGUUCUGUAAAUGUGACAGCUGUUACUCCGGGAAAGGCUGUAAUCUGGAAUGUGGCAGGCAUGGAAGCUGUGACAAUGGUACAUGUAAAUGUGAUGUAGGCUGGAGAGGAUCCAAUUGUGAGGUACCAGGAUGUCCCGGUAAUGGAACAGAUUGCACUGGUCAUGGUACCUGCAACUCUGCUAUUCAUAAUUGUACAUGCAGACCAGGUUGGACAGGAGAUGGGUGUGAUAUACCCGACUGUGGAGAUGGAGCAUGCUACGUUAAUGAGGGGCGGGGAUACUGUGAUGGGUCAACUGGUGCUCCCAUAUGUGUCUGUAACUCAGAAAAUGGUUGGUUUGGACCAGACUGUUACAAGCGAUGUGAGAAUGGAACUGUUGUGAGGAACAGUUUAGGUGGAGAAUGUGUCUGCAAUACCUGUUAUAAUGGAGAUAGGUGCCAGCUGGAAUGUUCAAGUCAUGGUGUUUGCGAUCCAACAGGAAAUUUCUGUGUCUGCUUUGAUGAGCCAAAAAAAGCAUACAGAGGACAACUGUGUGAAGAUGAUGGUUGUCCAGGAUCAGACAGAGCUUGUGAACAACAUGGAUCUUGUAUCAACAUGGAGUGUGUCUGUAACAGUGGCUGGAAAGGGGAUGAUUGUGACACACCUAAAUGUCCUGAGGACUGUAAUGGUCGAGGAAAUUGCAUCUUUGAUGAAGACUUGGAAUCAGGAGUAUGUGUGUGCAAUGAGGACUGGGUUGGAGAUCGAUGUAACUUUCCAUGUGUUAAUGGUACAAACCACGGUGAUGGUAUCUGCAAAUGUAAUAGGACUUGUGAUACAGGAAGAUCGUGUGACACAACAUGUAACAACCAUGGUUUAUGCGAUACAGAUGGUAGCUGUAUUUGUGAUUUUAAUCAGGGAUACAAAGGUGACCAGUGUAAUAAGAUUGGGUGUCCAGGCUGGCCCAAAAACUGUAUGGAACAUGGUACAUGUAAUUCUGCAACUGGAAAAUGUGAUUGUGAACAAGGCUGGGAAGGCAAUGGCUGCCAUAUCCCAGACUGUGAUAAUUGUAAUGGUGUAAGCGCUACCUGUGAACAGAGAGAAGGUGACAAGAAACCAAGAUGUUACGAUUGUGCACCACCUUAUAUAGGAGACAGAUGCCAGUAUAGGUGUUACAAUGGAACAGAGAAUCCUGCUGACUUUAGCUGUAUCUGUGACAACUGUUUCGCUGGUGUUCAGUGUGACAGACUUUGUAACAACCAUGGAAUAUGCACAUCUGAAGGAAUAUGUGACUGUGGAUUUGAGGGCUACAGGGGAGAUUACUGUCAGAGGAAAGAAUGUCCAGGGAAUGUUAUCUCCUGUUCUGGACAUGGUGUUUGCAACCCAGCCACAGGAAACUGUACAUGCAAACCUGGAUGGAGGGGAAGUGGUUGCCAUAUUGCCAAGUGUGAGAAAGACUGCAGUACACACGGCAUAUGUAUGCCUCUCGAUGACCCAGUUUGUAACUGCAGUACCGGUUAUUUUGGAGUUGGAUGUGAAAGUUAUUGUCACAAUGGUAUAAUCAUUACACCUGAUCCAGAUGACCUGUCCAAACAGUAUUGCAAAUGCGACCCAUGUUACACAGGCGUAGAGUGUAAUUUGGAGUGCUCAGGACGUGGUAGAUGCAAUAAUGGAACAUGUGAUUGUGGGAAAGCUGGAUGGAGGGGAGAUAAAUGUGAAAGAGCUGGUUGUCCAGGCACAAAAGGAAUAGAUUGUUCAGGACAUGGGAAUUGUAUAUAUGGGUCAAAUUCUGAAAUAGGAGAGUGCACCUGUGACACAUAUUGGGUGGGUGAAGGUUGCUGGACAGCAGAAUGCCCCAACAACUGCUCCGGACAUGGUCAGUGUAAUGAUUCAGUAGAUGUACCUUUUUGUACAAACUGUGAACAAGGCUGGAUUGGACCUGAAUGUAACACUAGCUGCAAUGGAAUACAAGAGCCUAUGGAUAGUGGUAAUUGUGUGUGUGAGAGCAAGUGCCAGAGUUCUGCAGACAACUGUUACUCUAUAUGCAGUAACCAUGGUUUCUGUGAUAAUGAAACACAAACAUGCAUGUGUCAUGAUGGGUCUGGCUAUAACCCAACAGGACACUGGGGUAAAUUAUGUGAACAGAAGCAGUGCCCUGGUGUUGGAAAAUCAUGUAGUGGGCAUGGACUCUGCCUUCAAGGAAAUUGUCGAUGCAAUGAAGGCUGGACGAUAAAUGCCACUUCUUGCCAUGUGCCUGACUGUCCAGGGACACCAGAUUGUAAUGGUCAUGGGUCAUGUGACAGCAGUGGGGACAUACCAGUUUGUAAAUGUAACAAGGGUUACAUGGGCAGGGAAUGCCAGUACGAGUGUGUGUAUGGGGUGGCUCUAGCAAAUGACACAUGUCUGUGUGAUCCUUGUUACACAGGAGCAGCUUGUAACAAGAUAUGUGCUAGCCACGGACAGUGUGACAAUGGCACCUGUGUUUGCCAGGCAGGAUAUUGGGGAGAGUUUUGUGGGACUCAAGGAUGUCCAGGGACAGGGAAAAGUUGUUCUGGAAAUGGUUUAUGCAAUAUAGGCGAUCAGACAUGCACUUGUAACAUUGGGUGGAAGGCUGCAGGUUGUGAUGUAUUUGACUGUCCUGGUGACCAAGAUUGCAGCAAUAGAGGUGAUUGUGAUGGUAUAAAGUACUGGCCACCUAGAUGUGUGAACUGUACAGACUCAAUGGGUUCAGAAUGCCAGUAUGACUGUAUACACGGUGUAGAAUCUCCACCGUUCUCAUCAAUCUGCAAGUGUGAGCCCUGUUAUGAUGACUUUGCCUGUAGUAUUGAAUGUAAUGGUGUUGGAACAUGUUCAUCAGAUGGAAAUGGAACUAAAUCCUGUAAUUGUACUGAAGGCUACAAGGGAAGUUUCUGUGAGCAGCUUGACUGCCCAGGAGAACCAGACUGUAGCAACUUUGGAACAUGCACACGAAACAGAAAUUUAGAUACAUCAGUCUGUAUCUGUGAACCUGGUUUCCAAGGCGAUGACUGCUCUCAGUAUGUGUGUCCAGGCCCAUUGGAUAACUUCUGUAAUGGCAAUGGUGAAUGUUUACUGCUACCUGGGGAAAGUGCUCCGCAAUGUGUCUGUAACCAUGGUUUCACUGGAGAUGCCUGUGAGGGAUGUGUACCCAACUUUGAAGGGAACAACUGUGAAAGAUGUAGAACUGGAUAUAUAGGAUACAACACAACUUGUGAUGUCAUUUGUGUUAAUGGAUUUGCAACUGAAGAAGGUGGGAGAACAUGCGAAUGUUAUGAUGAUGAUACAAACGGACACUGGAUUAACCCUGAAACAGGCUGUACUGAUUGCCUGAAAGGCUGGAACAAACCAACAUGCACACAGUGUGCUUCCAAUUAUGCUGGUCCAUACUGUGACAUAGAAUGUACCGAUGACCAAGGAUAUUUUGUUGAUGUUGAUGAUAGUGAAUUUGUAAACUCUUCCGUUGUCCCAAUGUUCAGAUGUGUUGAACAGCUUGAAUUUGACCAAUACAGAGCUUGGUUUGGAUAUGAAAAUUCUAACCCAAACAAUAUUUACAUAAGACAUGAAGGUGAAAAUGCAUUGUAUAACAAUAGUCUGAGAACUGACAUAUCUCCACCAACCAAGUUCAUACCUGGAUCUGUGAAGUAUGCAAUGUCUGUAGGGCCUGCAAACUUGACAGUGAUAAAAGAAUACAACUGGAAAGUAAUAACAAUGAAAUUCAAGUACACAAGCCUCUCAGCCUCUGUUGAUCCAACAGUCAUUUGUCCAGAUUCUCCUGAACUGGAUGUUUUGCCUAAAAUUGUUGGACAGUGCAAGUGUAAGCAUGGUUAUUAUGGAGACACAUGCAGAAAGGAAUGUCCAGGUGGAGCCUCCAGUCCAUGCUAUGGCAAAGGAACAUGUGAUACAGUAACAGGAGAGUGUUCAUGUGACAUUGGUGCAGAACAGAACAACAGCUGUAAUACUUGUCAGCCUGGGUGGUUUGGUAGUGAUUGCAAAUUCCCUGUAGCAAAGAAAGAUGCUGCAAAAGAAUGGUACACUGGAAUGAUAUAUGGUUUUGGAAACUGCCAGACUUACCAUGGAACAAAAUAUGAUUGCAAUGCAUUUGGUCAGUACCUUGUGACAAGUGUACAUAUUGCAACUUCUCAAGAGCUGAAAGUACAUGCUCUCAGGGUAACUGGUUCAAAUAUAUGGCCAGUUGCAGUUACCCAUGCUGUAGCCAUCAAGGUUUCAAGUAAGUUACUUGUUAUUCAAGUCAGCAAUGAUGAUUCUAGGAGUAAAGUCUGGUUUAAUGGUGAAGUAUAUGCUAUAGGCAGUGGGCUACAGCUUUCAGCAGAAAUUAAGUUAAUGCAGUUGUCACCAACACAGUUUGUACUAACAACAUCUGUAGAUUUCUAUAUAAACAUUGAUAUCAAGAAAACCUAUAUUGAUAUGUUUGUUAAAAGCAAAGCUACGAUAUGCAACUCAGCAACUGGUCUUCUUGGAUCUUGUGAUACGGAUCAAACUAGUGAUUUCAAAAUGUCUGAUGGCAAUGUUCUUCUGGAAGGUAGCGUACUUUAUGCUCUCACAGUUAGCAAUAUUGAGCAAAUGUUUCUGCCAUCUUGGAAGAGUAGUGAUUCAAUCUUUACACAGAUUGUUCAGGGAAAUAGUGACAGUCCUGCAGAAACAUGCAUUGGAAUCAAAUUUAGCCCUAUGGAAAGUGAAGCUCUAUACUUCUUCACAGAUUAUGAACUCACUGUUGACAUCACCUUCCGAAUGGAGUCUGUAUCUGGAAAUUGUGGCGCUUUAUGGUCCUACAAGAAUCCUGCAGGACAUGUGUUUUCAGUUCUGGUUUGCGAGAUGUAUAUUUCAUUUGUAGUAUUUUCCCCUAAUGAAACCAAAACAGUUAUCAACACACUGCCUGUGCAACUAUCUACUUGGUACAAAUUAUCUAUGGUUUGGACAAGAUCAGACAAGACUCUACAUUUUUACCUGAUCGAAGACAACUUGUCCUACAGUAAUGCGUUUGUUACUGCAGUCAUUGUACAAGACAUCUUUGUCCCUGGUGGCACUUUCAUGCUUGGUACAACUCAUUUGCUGACCUACAGUUUUGAUGGAUUUGUAGAUGACUUCGCAAUUUGGAAAGCUUCAUUUACUUUGAAUGAAAUUGUAGCACGAGCCUUUAAGUACAUAGUGAUUCAUGAAGAAAACGAACUUUCUUAUAUUUGGAGAUUCAAUGAUGGUUAUGGCUUCACAACGCAUGAUUCUUCAGUUCAUCGUAAAUCAUUCAAUUGGCAGGCUGGUAAUUGGGCUGAUAUUCACUGGAAAGUUGGUGUCUACAAAAUGGCAUAUUCCUAUUCUUGGAAUGAAAAGAAAACGCUUUUAUCAGAUCCAGCAAAAGAAGAUCUUGAAAAUUGCAAAGCAACUAUGAGUACAAUUCCUGAAGUCGACACUCUUGAAGAAUCUGUAUACCAUUUGUACCUUAUGGAAUGUAUAAUCAGUAAAUAUUUAAGUGACGAUGUAGGCAAACUAUAUGACAUUAUUACAGCAAUAAGCGAGAGAAUUGAACCAGACCGCACCUCACCAAGGUACCCAUUGAGAGUUGUUUGCAGGAAAUACCCGGGUUUGUCCAACUGGUAUGGCUUGGAUUGCAAUAAUUACUGCAUCACAGGAGCUGGUAUGUUUGAUUCAGAAGAUAGAAGUUGUGACUGUAAAUCUGGAUUUUAUGGAGACAGCUGCGAACAUCAGUGUCCAUAUGCUCGUGGAAAAUUAUGUGGUGGUGGUGUUUGUGACACGCAUACUGGCCAAUGCACAUGCUCAUCCAAAAGAUAUGAUCCAGAUAAUGGUUGCCUAACUUGUACCCGAGGAUGGAUUGGUAAAGACUGCUCAUCUGUUGCUGCAAACAUUCCACAUGCUUUAUCCAAAUACUCAGGAGUAUGUUUUGGACAGGGUUAUUGCAACAUGUUUGAUGGACAAGCUUUUAAUAUGAGAACUCCAGGAGAAUAUUUGUUGUUCAAGAAAACGUCCCAAGGGCUGUCUGUAUAUAUCAGGAUGAGACCGUGUGCAGGAAGCAAGACGUGUAUUCAGCAAGUAUGGUUUCAUCUGGCAUCCGAUGAUUUCACCAUUAAAAUUCCUCUGACAGAGAACAAACCAAUAAUUAUGCAGCAUAACAGUGCAGGUAUAUCAAUAGACAGUCUAGGUACUUAUGAAAUAAAUGCUCUUGCGGCAAUAUCAUGGAUUGAUAAAGUUACACUGAAGUUUGUGUAUGGAACAUUAACGGUCAGGUGUCAUAUAUUGAGCUUUCACCCUAUCUGUCAGUGAACGUCGAAACAGAGUGUUCCAGUAAUGAUCAAACGGGUCUUCUUGGAAAUUGUAAUUUAAAUGUUGAUGAUGACUUCUUGGAUCACUUAGGUAGAGCAGUUGUUUACAGCGACAUCAGUGACGACUUCAUAGAUAAAGAAUUUUCUUUGUAUUUUACUAGAAUUAAACCUGCACACAACCACUUCAUAUAUAGAUAUCCGAAUUCCGCAUUAAUAGA